GUCGGUCGCUGCCUCUCGAUGUCCGCGCGCGCGUACUGACAGAUCAAACGUGAACGCUUCGAAAACUACAUCUCAGCUUCAUUUGGCUCGUGCUUCUGCUUGAUGUCUGUUCUUGAAGGUGAAAAAAUCCCGACUCGGAUUGAUCGCAGCAGAAGUGGAUGCGCUCUGUAUUUUUUAUUUAUUUUUUAUUUUUUUGAAGCAUGGCCGAGAAGCGGCGGUCUCCGUGCACCAUGAGCCUGAAGGCGCACGCGUUUUCUGUGGAGGCGUUGAUCGGCGCGGAGAAACGGAGGAAACUCGACGAUGAGGAUAGCGAGAGCUGUUUUGGGGAAGUAAGCGAGGUCGCGAGCCUGGCUGGGAGCGCGUACGGCGGCGGGCGCAACUGUGACACAGACUGUGACGCUUCCCCGGAGUGUGAGGAUGUGGGCUCGGACAGUCCUCGGCCUGCCUCACGGAGCUCUCAACUGCACGCGUCACCGCCGCCGACGAGCGCGCGAGCCGCGGAGGAGAUGCGCGUGGAGCUGCAGGGCUCGGACCUGUGGAAACGCUUCCACGACAUCGGCACGGAAAUGAUCAUCACCAAAGCAGGCAGGCGAAUGUUCCCUGCAAUGCGAGUGAAAAUUACAGGACUGGACCCCCAUCAGCAAUACUACAUCGCAAUGGACAUCAUACCCGUGGACAAUAAACGUUACAGAUAUGUGUACCACAGUUCCAAGUGGAUGGUGGCAGGAAAUGCAGAUUCACCCGUCCCGCCACGUGUGUACAUCCACCCGGACUCUCCUGCUUCGGGAGAGACAUGGAUGCGACAGGUCAUUAGCUUCGACAAACUCAAACUGACCAAUAACGAGCUGGACGACCAGGGCCAUAUCAUCCUACACUCCAUGCACAAGUACCAGCCCCGUGUCCACGUCAUCCGUAAGGAGUGCGGCGACGAGCUCUCGCCCGUUAAGGCCGUGCCGACCGGUGACGGCGUGAAAGCCUUCUCCUUUCCUGAAACAGUGUUCACCACAGUCACGGCCUACCAGAACCAACAGAUUACAAGACUGAAAAUAGACAGAAAUCCAUUUGCGAAAGGAUUCAGAGACUCAGGGAGAAACAGGAUGGGUCUGGAAGCUCUGGUGGAGUCGUAUGCUUUCUGGAGGCCUUCGCUCAGAACACUGACGUUUGAGGAUAUACCAGGAAUGACCAAGCAAGGUGCAACAGGCUCUCAUGGAGUGGUUGGGUCUUCAGCACACACACACUUACUCUCUACAUCAUCAUGCUCUUCCCCAGCAUUUCACCUGGCCACAGGGGCGGGGUCUGUGUGUGACUACUCAGCCUGCAGUCGAAGCAGCCAUCCUCUUCACCGAUUCGCCACGCCCCUCUCGGCAGAGUCGUACAGCCGAUUGGCCAGCCCCGCGGCCGACGCCUUUUCCUCCACCAGAAACCCUGCUUAUGUGGGCGGCUCAGACGGAGAGGCGUUUUCCUGCACACAGACUGGUCUUCCAAUCCAAAUCCCUGGUAUGCCUGGUCACGCCCCCCAGCUCCAGUAUUUCAUGCCCAGCCCUGCUCACAAUGCAUUCUCCACCAAUCAGAGCACACCGAGCUCGUACAACGGCUUCCGUCUCCAUAGUCCAUACGGCCUUUAUGGAUACAACUUUUCCACCUCACCACGACUGGCUGCUAGUCCAGAAAAGAUGGCUGCCACACAGAGCUCGGUCCUGGGCUCAUCCCCGAGUGGUACUUUGACAGACAGGCAAGUUCUGUCUCCUGUGGAUGGUCUGCACAUGCUCAGUGGGAGUCAACAAUCUCUCUUUGACUCACGGACAUUAGGGCUGACAAGUUCCACCUCUCAAGUCACUGCCCACAUGGCUUGAUCUGUGAACUUCGACCUCCCCACCAUGACAUGGACACAGACAGGUGGCGAAAACAAUCUGGAGGUCUCUCAGUGCUCUCUUUAUUGGGCAUUUCUUUGAGAUUGUUGACAAAGGUAAGGAAUGACGUAACAUGCAGUACUGAGGAAAGUAUCUUAUGGACCGAGAAAGCCAAAGGACGAGAGUCUUUACUAUUUCUAGCAUUAUUGUUAUCUGGAGAUUACAGUGAGAGCUUCAAAUGAGUGAGUGUUCAAAAUCUCCUACUGGCUUCUGCAUCCAGUAAAAAGCUCAUGCACUGACAGCCAUGAGAAUGGACUUUAAAUGGUUCAAGUGUGGGCGUCUAUCCAUGAAACAAAAACAUUUCUGCUGUCAACUAGGACAGGGCUGAACACAGGCAGAAUAAGACUGGACACCACAUCUGCCUUAAAAAAAAGUACUUUUUAAGUUUGGAGAGCACUUCUGUCUCUCUUUACAACACACACACACACACAUACACUUUUCAGUCAUAACCUCCCAGAAGUAGAUGCCAAAAUUUGCCUUCUCCGUACUUUUAGUACAGCGAACAGUGCCUAUUUAUCCGAGCGAGUUUCCGAAAGAGACUCCUGGUAUGAGCUGACCCAGAAUCCGAAUUAGCUUCUUCCCAACUGAGCAGCUGGGAGCCUGCGAGACCAGAAAGAGGAGGUGACCAGCGUCACAGCAUAACCGGGCUUUUAGUUAGGAAACAAAUAAAACGAGCAGUCCCACUGGAACCGAGCUUUGAGCUUUGGCUGCCAGUGGAUUUGGUACUUUUUUGGUAUUAGCAGAGCUUGCAAGCAGGAAAUCAGCAGUAGUCUGUAUGGGGUUUAGAGUCGGAUGCCCAGAUUUAGCGACUCCACUGCUUAUGGCCUGAAUGACUUCCAGCUAGCAUCAUAGUUUAUGGGGCUUAAGCUGAAAUUGGAAAGGUAAAGCAACAGUGAGCAAAAAAAAAGAAAAACUUUGGCCCUUAUUUACUAAGCUGCAAUGUGGAAAUUUGAUCUGCACUUCUCUACUGAGACGAUUUGACGAUUUGGAAAUAUAGGCCACGGCAGUCUUCAACACACUUUCACUUACAAAUGCAUGCUCUGGCAACCUCCAUCAGGUUUCUUGGUUUAGCCUGGGUCAGCUUUUAAUACCAGUAAACUGGAGCUGAAAAGUUAAAGCUUCAGUCAUUCAAACACAGUUUAUUUUGUUCUCUAGCAGACAUACCCUAUUAGCUUUAAUAUGUCUGAUUUUUUAAAGCAAUUCUAUAUAAAUAAGGAAAAGAUUGAUAUUAAUGUAUUGGACAAUUUCACUCAUGCACUUAUGGCAAUCAUUUUUCUUUUUUUUUUUCUUUUUUUUUUUAUCUUUGAUGUUUAAGUGGCCAAAACUGACACUUUGGACAAUUUUUGGCCCGGGAAUUACAAACAGAUCUUAUUGAGCCAAAUAAAACAUAUGCAAACUGUACAAAAUAAUAAGACUAAGGGGUUUUUCGUUGUUAAUCAAUUUAUGUAGUGUGUGUGUGUGUGUGUGUUCAUAUCACAAGGUCAUGACAGACGUGUAAAUGAAAAAUUUUAAGGAUGUCGAUGAAAGAAAUCUCUCCAUAUAACGUGUUAAAGUUUUUUAUCAUAUAUUAAGUUAUUUUCAUUAUAAAUGAACUAAUUUGCCAUCAUCAGUGUGUCAGGAUCCUGAGCGCUGGUUAUUAUCUGUUUAGAGUUCUCACCUUGUCUACCAUUAGAUGGAUCAGCUAGACUAAAUUGCCCUUAGGUGUGAAUUAGUGUGUGAAUGUGAGUGUGUGUGUGUGUGUGUGUGUGUGUGCUUCAGCUGAACUUUUCAGGAUAUAUAACUCUGUGUAACUCUUCCAGGAUAUAUAACUCUAUAACUCUCACUUUUUGAAUCUGUUAAUCAGUCAAACCUUUUAUUUUCAGAGACUUGUCCUUAAACAUUUGUCUCGAAAUAACUCCAAAGAUAAAGCAGACACCACAAAUGUACACAUAUUUUCUACUGUCCACUCGAACCAUCAUCGAUCAUCACUAUCAUUCGAGUGUCUUAAACAUUAUAUGCUCCUCCUUCAGAGUCUAACAAAAACUCUAUCUAUAUCUCCGAGUGUUUGAGAGUUAUACGACAGUGCCUCACACCAAAACUAAAUCAAGUAGUAGACCGAUGGUAUUUCUGUUCUCUGACCUAAUGAACCAGUAUUGAUGUAUUUACUGAUAAACGCUUUUGUACUGCAAAAGACUGCAGUAAAUGUAGAUGUACUGUAGGUAAUAUAGCUGAGAUCGACAAGCCCUGGAAGUAUUCAAUAAUGCAAACGUUUAGAAUGGAUAUUUAUUUGUAACAAGAAUAUACCAAUGUUUUUUUUAAAAAUAUGUGAAAAGAAUUGAUAGAUUACACUGAAGCAAAGUAGACCAAAUAAAACAUAUUGACAUGGGAUGUGGUAGCUUAGUGGUUAGGGUGCUGGACUACUGAUCGGAAGGUUGUGGUCCACCAAGCUGCCACUGCUGGGCCCCUGAGCAAGGCCCUUAACCCUUAAUUGCUCAGCUGCAUAAAAAAUGAGGUAAAACAUGUUAGUCACUCUGGAUAAGGGCAUCAAUUUAAAUGUCUUGGGGUUAGCAGGUAUUGUUGAUUUUAAAUAAGGAAAACAUCCAGUGGUGUGUUCUUAUUGUAAAAUAAGCAACAACACCAUGGUGUGAUGUGACCCAAUGAUUGAGUACUUGAUUAUUUUCCUAUUGCAGCAAGUGAUUUAUUCCAUUUACCCCAGAGCAGUUUGCCAAGGAUUACAAUUCACAUCCAUUUUCAUCCAUUUAUUAUUUUUAAUACUGUGGACUCGAGUCAUAAGUAAUAAAUGUUGUUACUUAACUAGUCAUGUCAAGAAGCUUUUAUUGUCAUUUCAACCAUAUAUAUAGCUGACGCAGUACAAAGUGAAUUAAAACAACGUUUCUCCUGGACCCUGGUGCUACAUAAAACACAGAGCUAAGGACUAAAGUAAGUUGUCCUAGCCACAUGAAGUAUCAUUAAAAAAUAUCAUUUAAAACUCUCUAAAAGCUUUUCUGCUGCUGUUACAAAGCACGGACAUCUGAGACCCUUUUUGGAAAUGCCAAAUGAACAUCUUUUCAUAGAAAACUUUGGCAUGUAAAGGAAUCUUUCAACUGGUUUAUCUACAAUAACAUGGCUAAUUUUGUUUGCAAUUAAAUUGAUCUUGCAUUUAAAAGAAGGCAUUAAUUGUCCAAAUUGUUGUUAUAGAACAUUAAUCAACAUCUUCUGACCAAUCAUUUACAUUUCUGGCAUUUGACUUACAGUUGAUCUCAACUGAGGGAUAAGGGCCUUGCUCAGGGGCCCAGCAGUGUCAGCUUGGUGGACCUGGAUCUUACAACCUGUAGUCCAACACCUCAACCACUAAUCUGCCACAUCCCUGAAUCCGAACCGGUCAAUAGCACUGUGCUAUAAAAACCAAAAUAAUCCAACCAUAAUCAAGUUCAGCAUAUGGCAUGAGUCACACAUGGGUUCAUAAAAACCACCCUCGAACAUCUGCAGCUAGCAUGAAGGUAACAUGCUCUCCAUUUGACAAAGUUCAGAAAGAAUUUAAUCAUUAACAAAUUUAUAUUUUGUAUAUGUUUUUUUUUCAUCUACGUAGCCCUUCACCUUCCAAAAUUGCCACACUAAUAAACCUGUCAGCAGCGUGCCACUGAUUGGGUGAAAAAAUAAAACCAGUGUGAAAUUACACAAGUCAUCAUAAGGGUUUCAGUGUGUGUGUGUGUGUGUGUGUGUACAUGGCAUUACUGGAGCGAGUGUAAUAAUACAUUACACAGGAACUGAGACAUUGAGCUAUCGUGUCAGAUUAAAAUGUUAGUGAAAAAUGAUAAUAAUGUGAUAUCUAAGCACACAUGAGUCUUGUUUGUUGGUGUGAGGAAGUGUGUGGCUUCUGACAGGCAGCGAGGUGCUUCUUAUAAACUGAAGGUGAGUGGGGUUACAGCAUGAUGGGGGGGUAUUUUAUUUUAGGACAGAGGAAUGACUGGCUUGCUGAAUCUGAAUAACAGGUGAUAGCCUGACCACACACACACACACACACACACAUACAGAUAUUUCUUCAGUGCACCUGCUAGCCUUAAAGUGUUAAUGUACUCAAAUGUACUGAUAAUGUGCCAGACAUUAAGCAUAUACAUACAUACAGUACAUAUACCAUACACACACACCCCCCCCAUAUAAGUGUGUGUGUGUGUGUGUACAUUGGAAUACUGAAUGCAGAUUUCUG
Hemibagrus wyckioides is the source of this 6096-nucleotide messenger RNA. It is a transcript of the gene tbx18, whose product is annotated as T-box transcription factor 18. Gene Ontology annotation, molecular function: RNA polymerase II cis-regulatory region sequence-specific DNA binding; DNA-binding transcription factor activity, RNA polymerase II-specific. Gene Ontology annotation, cellular component: nucleus. The coding region runs from base 201 to 1853 and encodes 550 amino acids. The transcript is spliced from 8 exons. The record is from RefSeq and is a predicted model, not a curated record. NCBI's taxonomy places the organism in Eukaryota, Metazoa, Chordata, Actinopteri, Siluriformes, Bagridae. Gene Ontology annotation, biological process: cell fate specification; positive regulation of DNA-templated transcription; morphogenesis of embryonic epithelium.